Molecule: messenger RNA, 1966 nt
Organism: Nylanderia fulva
Lineage: Eukaryota; Metazoa; Arthropoda; Insecta; Hymenoptera; Formicidae
Source: RefSeq, a predicted model, not a curated record
UUGAAAUUAAUAGAAAAAUAAAAGAAAUAAUGAGUGGAAAGAUAUUUGCAUUUGUGUGUUCCAUGCUUCUCCUCGUUAUUUCGUUAUCAAAAUCGCAGCAAAGUUUUACCAACCAGGAUAAUAAUUUAACGAUACGAUACGAGAUAAAUACGGAUUCUACAACAAAUUAUAACGACGAAAUAAUAACACUGCGACAUGAUUUGCAUACAAAGAUUAUAAAUAAUACACAAAAUGACAAUAAAGAUGAUGAGCAAAAAUCGAUGAAAUCUAACACGAAUUCGACAAAUGUCAAUCAUAAAAGGAAUUUUACGCUGCAGGAAGUUUAUGAAAAUGUAAUUGAAAAGAAUGAUUCUAUGUCACUUGAAGUCCUCAAAAAUUCCAACAAAGAUGCUGAUGAAACUAUCAUCGUCCCAAACGAAAUGUGUCAUAAUGAUACUUGUAUUCGGUUCUGCUGUUCUCUUGGCGAUCGUUUGGUUGUAAGCAACUGCACUCAUGAAGAAAUUGAAUACAUUUUUCCGAAAGUAUACAUGAACGAUUUGACGCAGAGUGAAAAGAAAGUAAACGAAUUGUUUCAACUGACUAUUUAUGAUUCGUGCAAGGGUAGUCACUCUUUGUCUCCCAGAGGUUUUCAGUACGAUUAUAAGAUUUUUACCAACGGUUCUAUAUAUUUACCUUAUGAUAAAAUAUUUGUUGAAUCGACAUCGUAUUGUCUCGCCGUCGUCGACGGAAAUGAGUUCGAAGUAACCAUCUGUUCCAAAACUUUCGACAAGAUCAAAGAGAUAACUCAUACUAUUACAAACAAAGAUAUUAUGGAAAUGAGUGUCGAUAUAGCAUCUAUAUUACUUUUGGGGUCAGCAUUUCUCGUGUAUUCCAUAUUGCCGGAACUCCGAAAUAGAUACGGCUUCAUGUUGCGCAAUUACAACGGUGCCCUGACUAUUGUAUACGGAAUUCGUUUUGUGCAUUUUUUGAUCAAAUCGGAUGAUAUACAGUAUUCCGUUUGCGUUACAAUAGCCUUUAUACAAUACUUUGCCUAUAUGGCGAGUUACUUUUGGUUAAUUAUAAUGAGCUUUGAUAUGUGGUGCACAUUCAGAGAAUUCUGUUCGUUACAAAGAAACGUCAGACAACAAGAAAAAAAAAAGUUGAUAUAUUAUACGAUCUUUGCAUGGGGAUGUCCCUUUAUGUUUGCUAUUUUAUCUGUCAGCAUGGAUAUUCUUUCUAAGUACCAUCAUGUACCACCAAUUUUGCAACCGGAAUUUUAUUUAGGAGAUUGCUGGUUUUUUGAGACUGGUCCGUAUAUGUUGUAUUAUUAUGGGCUCAUGAGUAUGUGCGUCACCAGUAGCAUUUGUUUAUCUAUUUAUACGGCAUUAAAAAUUGAGCGUUUCACAAAGGAAUCGGGUUCUUUUCUAAAAGAUUUGGAGAACAAAUGCUUUAACGAUAAUAAAAAAUGGUUUAAUCUAUAUCUGCAGCUAUUUAUCGUAAUGUUUAUCCUAAUGGGCAUAGAAUUGAUCGUGAUAGCAGCGUACGAAAUAUUUAAAACUGAACCAAUUUACAACAUUGCAUUGUAUGUUGUUGAUUCGCUGGACAUUAUGCAGAGUCUGUGCGUCUUUAUCGUAUUUGUGUGUAACAAAAAAAUCAAGCGCAUGUUAUUCAAGCGAUUCGGCUUCGGUUUAUCGCCAAAUGCUGGACACGGAUCGAAUGCAACAUUGUCGAGCAUUUUUACCACGUCACAAGAAAUAGUCAUGCAGGAGAAAAUGAGUUCUUCCGGACGAGCAAGAAGUCACACUGAUAGGAUCGACUUUUAAUUUUUAUUUGAAAAUUAAAAUCAUGUUUUUUUAUGUCGUUCUUUAUAGUUAAGAUUAAAAAUUAUAAUUCACACAUAUUUUCGGAUUUUGUAGCAAAAGCAUAUUAUUUUGUCUCGUUUCUUUUUCAAAUUUAAGUAAAAUUAUGAUAUAUUCCUUGACAUAAA